AUGGACACAUACAUGUAUUAUGGAGAUCCAGAGAAGAUUAAUAAUUAUCAAGAAUGCGUCAAAGCAAUUAACAAACUUCCAGAAAUUAAAUUGAGCCAAAGCGACUUGGAUGAAAUAGCAGUGCUUGGAAAUAGUGUAGUGCAGAACUUUGGAGAACUUGAAGGUGUUGUUCAAAAAGUAGUUGACAAGUGUGCAGAUAGAGAUUCUAACGAAACACUUGAGAUCUUGACUUACUUCUUACGGUGUUUAAUUUCGUCAUCCCAUUUACUUAAAACGGACCCAAAAACAGCGUUCUACAGUGGAUUUAUGUUGUCUGAACUUUCAUACAAAUGCAAGGCGUUUAGAGAUAUAGUCCAACUGAUACUACGAAGUGUCUCGCCAUGUUUAAAUUCAGUCUAUGUGAAAAAAGAAGGAAAUGAUUAUAAGAUAUUGAUGGGGUAUUUGAGUGACGAGAACGGGUUACAGUAUAUCGAGCGGAUUGAGAAGAUAUUUAGAAUAUACUGA
Entamoeba invadens IP1 is the source of this 504-nucleotide messenger RNA. RefSeq lists its product as hypothetical. The record is from RefSeq and is a predicted model, not a curated record. The coding region runs from base 1 to 504 and encodes 167 amino acids. The transcript has a single exon. NCBI's taxonomy places the organism in Eukaryota, Evosea, Mastigamoebida, Endamoebidae.